UGGCCAGAACCCUCAGCACACUCAUGCAUGGGCGUCCUAGGAAGUAGCGAGUGGGGAAGAGCCAUACAGGCUCCCUGCAGAGGGGGUGCUGCCUGCAGAGGGGGUGCUGCCUGCCGAGUAGCCAGCGCAGAGCCCUGCAUGCUGCCUGGGUUCCCUCCUGCCUGCAUCCUAGGCCUGCACUCCCUGGUGAGCAGGCUGUCCUCUUGGCCAUGCUGCCUGGUGUUUCAUCACCACAGGACUGCGUCACAGACACCUCAGCCGAGGCGCCACCCUCAGUGGGAGGACAGGGCAGGAUCCAGGCGGGACACAGGGGAUCUUCCAAUUCCUCCCCCUGUUCUCGCCUGAGCUGCCGCUGGCUUUUUAGUUGCUGAAACAAGACCAUAAAAUGUGACUCUGGCUUGCUGAGCCUCUGCCAGGCCUCCACCAUUCAGCUGGGAGACUCGAGACUAUAUCCACAGCACCUCCUGCAUGUCCUGCUGCCCUGAGCUGUCCCAAGCUAGGUGACAGCGUGCCACGCUGCCACCAUGAAUGAAGUGUCUGUCAUCAAAGAAGGCUGGCUGCACAAACGUGGUGAAUACAUCAAGACAUGGAGGCCCCGGUACUUCCUUCUGAAGAGCGAUGGCUCCUUCAUUGGGUAUAAGGAGAGGCCAGAGGCUCCUGACCAGACUUCACCCCCCUUAAACAACUUCUCUGUAGCAGAAUGUCAGCUGAUGAAGACCGAGAGGCCAAGGCCCAACACCUUCGUCAUUCGCUGUCUGCAGUGGACCACUGUCAUCGAGAGGACCUUCCAUGUGGACUCUCCAGAUGAGAGGGAGGAGUGGAUGCGGGCCAUCCAAAUGGUCGCCAACAGCCUCAAGCAGCGGGGCCCUGGCGAGGACCCCAUGGACUACAAGUGUGGUUCCCCCAGUGACUCUUCCACAGCCGAGGAGAUGGAAGUGGCUGUCAGCAAAGCACGGGCCAAAGUGACCAUGAAUGACUUCGACUAUCUCAAACUCCUCGGCAAGGGCACUUUUGGCAAAGUCAUCCUUGUGCGGGAGAAGGCUACUGGCCGCUACUACGCCAUGAAGAUCCUGCGGAAGGAGGUCAUCAUUGCCAAGGAUGAAGUCGCUCACACCGUCACUGAGAGCCGGGUCCUCCAGAACACCAGGCACCCCUUCCUCACUGCGCUGAAGUAUGCCUUCCAGACCCACGACCGCCUGUGCUUCGUCAUGGAGUACGCCAACGGGGGUGAGCUGUUCUUCCACUUAUCCCGGGAGCGUGUCUUCACAGAGGAGCGGGCCCGGUUUUAUGGUGCAGAGAUCGUCUCAGCUCUCGAGUACUUGCACUCACGGGACGUGGUGUACCGUGACAUCAAGCUGGAAAACCUCAUGCUGGACAAAGAUGGCCACAUCAAGAUCACCGACUUUGGCCUCUGCAAAGAGGGCAUCAGUGACGGUGCCACCAUGAAAACCUUCUGUGGGACCCCGGAGUACCUGGCACCUGAGGUGCUGGAGGACAAUGACUACGGCCGGGCCGUGGACUGGUGGGGGCUGGGCGUGGUCAUGUACGAGAUGAUGUGCGGCCGCCUGCCCUUCUACAACCAGGACCAUGAGCGCCUCUUUGAGCUCAUCCUCAUGGAGGAGAUCCGCUUCCCACGCACGCUUGGUCCCGAGGCCAAGUCCCUGCUGGCUGGGCUGCUGAAAAAGGACCCUAAGCAGAGGCUCGGUGGGGGGCCCAGCGAUGCCAAGGAGGUCAUGGAGCACAGGUUCUUCCUCAGCAUCAACUGGCAGGAUGUGGUGCAAAAGAAGCUCCUGCCACCCUUCAAGCCUCAGGUCACAUCUGAGGUUGACACAAGGUACUUUGAUGACGAGUUCACCGCCCAGUCCAUCACAAUCACACCCCCGGACCGCUAUGACAGCCUGGGUUCUCUGGAGCUGGACCAGCGGACGCACUUCCCUCAGUUCUCCUACUCAGCCAGCAUCCGGGAGUGAGCAGCCCAUUGCCACCACAGGACUCCUGCAUGGCCACCAUCCACCAACUGGGUGGCUUUUUAAAAAGACUUUUUAUUUUGCCUUUUUGGUUUGUGUCCCCAUCCCUCACUCUCUCACCCCCAUUUCCAGUUCCUUCUUCAGUCCUCCCCCAAAUUCACCUCAGUGGUCCCUGCAGCCUUGGCCUCUAACCUCCCUUUUGUGUGGAGGGACUGUCCACCUCCUACCCCAGCAUGGGCUGUUGGGAGGAUGGAUUCAGGUUUUUAAUCAAAAACAGGCCCCAGUGAGGGUGAAGCAUGGAUCCCCGGGUCCUGCCUGAAUUUCUGGCUGGGCAUCACGCAGGCAGCCUGGCUACACUGCUGCUUCUGGAUGAAGCUGCCUCUGGUGGGACGGCCGCCUAGCGGACAGCACCCGUGCCACCUUCCACAGCCUGUCGCCUAGGCCCCAGGGGUCUGGCGAGAGGAGGUCCACCUGCCACCCCCGUACUGGGGUCAGAAAAGCAAUAAUGUCCAGGGACCGGUGGGAUCGGGGGUUAGGGCUCCUUGUGAAUGGAGCCAGAUCCCUGCGUCAUGGGGAACCAGGAGAGGGUCACUGCCUUCUGGCCCUUCCUUUCCCUUUCCCUCCCCAAGUUGUUCUGCUAACUCUGUGGGUGAGGCAGAAGGAACAAUGGGGGGCCAGCCUGCCUGCCCCCCAACCCUGUGCCUUACCAGGGCUUCCUUCCAGCUGGCCUUACCUCCCACUGGACCCUGGGUCUGGCCUUGGCUCCUUUUGAGGACGGGGGCCAGGAUUGUCCACUUCUUUCUGCCUGAGGCAGAAGGGCACUAGCCUCGGCUGUUACACAUCUCACCGAGACAGUAUUGGGCCCCAUGGACUUGGGGAGAGAAGGGGCAGGGGAGGGCAUCUUCGGUACAUACUGGGGUUAAGGGCCUCUGAGAAGGGAGGCUCCCAGGCCACCUCACCCCUUCCCAUCUCCAGGGCCCCAAAUUCUGCAGCCUUAAGGUGAACGUGAUGGAGAGAACGUGUCAGUGCUGUAAGCACACGUGUGUGUGUGUGCUGUGGACUGUGUCCGUGGGCGUCCCUGAGCUGCUGGGAUGCAGGUGUGCAUGGCUGUGUGUGUGUGUGUGUGUGUGUGUGUGAGAGGGCAGUGUGUCUGGGCCCUCGAGUGUGCGUGGUGUGUGUGCGCUUGGGCCCCACCCGCCCAGCGCUCCAUCGUGUGUGGGGAGCGGGUACCUGGGGUCCACUUGCUUCCCCACCCAUGUCCUCGCUCCCCCUGCCCCCAGCGUCUCUGGGUGUGUGCGGUUUGUUUUUUGUGGUUUGACCUCCCCAUCCUCCUCCCUACUGGGCAGUCCAUAGAAAGACAUUGUGGGGAGGGUGGGGAGGGUAUGGGGGCUCUUUCCCUUCUCGUAUGUGUAUGAUGUUUAUCUGACAGCUCUCCCUGUCCCCACUGGCCCUUCUUACCCCUUGUGUUUGUACGGUACAAGCAAUAAAGACACUCAUUUCAGACCAGG
This is a messenger RNA of Marmota flaviventris (yellow-bellied marmot), 3475 nucleotides long. It is a transcript of the gene Akt2, whose product is annotated as AKT serine/threonine kinase 2. The record is from RefSeq and is a predicted model, not a curated record. Gene Ontology annotation, molecular function: ATP binding; protein serine/threonine kinase activity. Lineage: Eukaryota; Metazoa; Chordata; Mammalia; Rodentia; Sciuridae. Gene Ontology annotation, biological process: protein phosphorylation.